AUGCACAUGGGCGGCAUGCCCCCAGCUGCAGCAGGCGCAGGUGGCUGGGCUCCAAUCCCGUCUGCUGACUUUGCUCCACCUGGCCCAGCCAUGCAGCUCGAGGGCAUCCGGCCGUUCUCCAUGGGCCCGCCCGUGGCGUAUGGAUCGGGACGGCCAGCGCCGAUCGGACCAGCUGGCUUUGGCGCUGCGCCUGCGCUGCUUGGCCAGCCGCCGCAACAGCAGCAGCAGCAACAGAUGCCUGCCGCGGGUGUCUGGCACAACGCAAUCACAAAGCAGUCUGUGUGGGAGAAGCCGAACGAGCUCAAGACGAUCGAGGAGCGCGUGCUGGCGGAUAUUCCGUGGACGGAGCACCAGAACGACCAGGGCCGACCCUACUACCACAACAAGCAGACCAAGGAGACGACGUGGACGUUGCCUGAGCAGCUCAAGGUCGCACGGGAGCGCAUCGCGCAGCUCAAAGCCGAGGCGGAUGCACGACCUCCUGCCGUUGUCGCCCCGAUGCUGCCUCCAGUCGCUGCCGAUGGGGGUCCCGCGCGUGCAGCUCACGGCGAGAUGGCCCCAAUGACGGGAGUCGAACCGCUGGCGACUGUCGGUGGUGGCCAGGCUCCAAACCUCGCUGCCGCCGCUGGAAGUGCUGCUGGUGGACCAACCUCCUCCGCGUCUGCUGGCGCCCUGCCCUCCCUCGACCCCUCUUUUGGUGCCUCGUCGCUGCCGGAAAUUGUCGUCCCCAUCUCGGAAGAAGCAAGGGCAGAGCUGCGGAAGAUGCGAGAGCGCUUUUCCGCGCCGAACGCCACGGUGGACUCGCUGGGCGUCUCCCCUGCGGAUGCCAAGCGACUCUUCAAGGAAGUCCUGCGCGAGCGAGGAAUUGGCUCGACGUGGACGUGGGAGAAUACGCUCAAGCAGCUGACGACCGAUCCGCUGCUCAAUUUGCUCAAGACUCCCGGCGAACGCAAGCAGGCCUUGAACGAGUACAAGACGGUCCGUGUCAAGGAGGAGAAGGAGGAGAGCUAUCGCCGCCAAAAGCUGGCACGCGCAGAGCUGCGCACCUUCUUUGAAAAGGCCCCACAGAUCUCGUCUCGGCUGCACUGGCAAGACGCGGCAACCCAGUUCCGCGAUCUGCCAGUGUUCCGAGCGGUUGAAGGCGAUUCCUCGCGACGCGAGGCGUUCGAGGCGGCCAUGUCUGUCAUCCGCGACCGCGAGCGUGAGCAAGCCCGCAUCCAGCGCACCGAGUCGCUGGCGCGUGUCAGCAAGAUGUACGCUGAAAUCCCCAACUUUUCCUUCCGCACGCUGUGGGCCGAGGCCUACGAACACUUUCGAACGUUUGAAGACACGCUGCCCGAGAAGGACCCGAUUCGACAACUGCUCAAUCUGGAUCUCUUGCAGUGCUUCCAGGAAGCGAUUGCCGAGCACGAGAAAGAGCAAGAACAGGUGAACCGUGGUCAGCGCGAUGUCAUUCGUCGCGAGCAGCGCAAAAUCCGCGAUGGCUAUCAGGCUUUGCUCGACGAGCUCGAGAACAUUGGCAUCAUUUCGGCCACCUCCAAAUGGAAGGACGUGUAUUCUGCGCUGCGUGUUGAGCCACGGUUUACCGCCGUCUUGCCGUUGUCUGCAGCACCGUUCGCUUUGUCAUCUUGCUCGUCUGCCUUGGAUUUGUUCAAGCUUCAUUUGGAGAAGCUGCAAGUGAAAGCAGAGCAAGAACGCCAGUUGGUCAUUACGACGCUGAAGGUUCACGAGUGCUCAGCCCGCGAUCGGAUUCUAACGUACCACGACGAUGAAAUACUUUUGGUUUUGCAGGAUUUGCGCGUGGAGAUCACCGCCACAUCCAGCUUCCAGGACUUUUUCACACUCGCCGCGUCGGAUCCACGAUUGAAGGCGUUGAGCAGCUCGAACCUCGCCUCUAUUCACUCUCAGUUGGUCGCAAAGGCAAAGGCGGAAACUUCCGAACGAGAGCGCCUCGAUGAACUGCGCCAGCAAAAGCGCGCGAAAGCGUUCAUGAAAAUGCUCCGUGGUGCCAAUCCACCGCUGAGCGCGAGCUCUACCUACGACGAGAUUGUUCAAAGGUUUGGUCAGAAUCCUGCCUUCCUGGUCAUUCCCACGGACGAGCAGCGGCUUGAGCUGAUGGCUCGAACAAUCCACCAGAUUGAAAAUCAAGAGCUCGCGGUCUCGCUCGCGCUCGCGUUCACCCGGCCGUAG
Molecule: messenger RNA, 2190 nt
Organism: Capsaspora owczarzaki ATCC 30864
Lineage: Eukaryota; Filasterea; Ministeriida; Capsasporidae
Exons: 6
Coding region: 1-2190 (729 amino acids)
Biological process (GO): mRNA cis splicing, via spliceosome
Cellular component (GO): U2-type prespliceosome; U1 snRNP
Molecular function (GO): RNA binding; protein binding
Source: RefSeq, a predicted model, not a curated record